GCUACAACUAAUAGACAUUAACCAUAAAGUACAAAAAUGUCUGAUAAGGUACCUGCUUGGAAACGUAUUGGGUUAAAAGUUAAGAAGGAGUUAGAGGAAGAUCCUCUUGCUAUUAGUCAACAUUUAUCUGACUCUAAUCUUACUAAUAAUGAUAUUAAGAAAUUAAACAAACAGAAGAGACAGUUAGAAACUACUAAGAAAGAUGGUAAUAAGAAGCCACCAAAACGAGUUAAAUUACCCAAGGAAGAAAGAGGUCCACCACCAGUUAAAGAUCAAUUAACAUAUUUGAGGCAGUUUGCUAAAGAUCGAGACAAUUGGAAGUUCAGUAAACAGAAACAGAACUGGAUCUUAAAGAAUUUAAAAAGUGUUCCAUCUGAUUAUGAAGAUGAUCUUAUUACUUAUCUAGAAGGUUUACAAGGUGGAUCUAGAAGUCGAAUAAUAGAUGAAAUGAAAGCUGAGAUUGUUAAGUGGAAUAAAUUGGCUGAAGAUGUAGAAGCUAAGAUAGAGAGAGAAAUCGAGCUGAAAUUGAAUGGUGAGAAACAGGAAGAAGAAGCUAAAGAAGAAAAAGAAGAAAAGGAAGAAGAUAAAGAUAAACCAGAGCUUUCUACGGUGUUAAGAUACAAGCGAAUACUAUCGGUGAUGACAGACGAGGUGAUUGAGAUAAAGGGAGGAGUGACCGAGGAGAAAAAGGAGGAAGAAGAGGAAAAAGAAGAAGUUGAAAUAGAAGCUGAAGAGUCGGCAGAUUCAAGUACAGGAUCUGAUUCAGACUCAAAUUCAAACUCAGACUCAGACUCAGAUACAGGCUCAGACUCAGACUCAGAUGCAGAGUCACAGUCAGCUCAAUCCCGCAACUCCAACUCCGACUCCGACUCGGACUCCGACUCAGACUCAGACUCAGACAACUUACUCAUAGACGAAGUAGACGUCGACUAAACACACAUCCACUAAGUAGACUAAACGGCAUAUAGCGUAGAUAGACAAACUCAUACAGAAUUAUACAGUAGUCGCCAGACACAUUCCGCACCG
This is a messenger RNA of Scheffersomyces amazonensis, 1026 nucleotides long. RefSeq lists its product as uncharacterized. NCBI's taxonomy places the organism in Eukaryota, Fungi, Ascomycota, Pichiomycetes, Serinales, Debaryomycetaceae. The record is from RefSeq and is a predicted model, not a curated record. Bases 37 to 933 code for a protein of 298 amino acids. The transcript has a single exon.